UAAUCCAUUAUUAUUUUUGCCUUACCCUUUCUCCUCUUUAAACCUCCGAUCCCUUCCGUGACUUGCUUAUGUAUAUGUUUAUUAUUAAAAUGUGUGAGGGUGGCACCCUCUCUCUCUCUCUCUCUCAUGCUUUCUAUCACUCGCGCUGUAAAGCAACCUCUCCAAAGUAAACACACAUAUAUAUACGUCGAAAGUUUCAAAAAUAAAGGCUAACACGCGCUGUCCCUCCUUUAUCUUGCUUAUUAUAGAGACAUUGUGUCGGUCUUUUGCCAGUGCACCUACCUUUCAAUUAAAAGAAAAGGAUCCUCUUCAUGAAGGUGACCACUAUUGUCAAGUACCCAAUCGUAGUCUUAUCGAACUCGAUGGAGCCGAUACACCUAAAUUUUUACAAGGUUUAAUGACCAACGACAUGUCAAAGAUCUCACCAGGUGGUCAUGGUUUUUAUGCCGCCUUUUUAACCCCUCCCGGUCGUAUGUUAUUUGACACGUUUAUCUAUCCAGUGAACGUAGGCGAGAAUUUCCCUCACCCAAAGUACAUGAUUGAUUGUCCCAGCGAUACCAAGACGUUAUUCAUGCGACACAUCAAACGUUAUUUAUUACGCUCCAAGAUUAAAAUGCGAGACUGUUCCGACGAAUAUGGAUUAUGGCAUAUGUGGGGUCCUGCCUUGAAAGGAGAAGGUGAUCCUGAAUUGAUUCAGAAAGGUCAAGGGUAUACAGAUAUUGGAUGUACAGAUCCUCGUAUCCCAGGAUUUGGUUAUCGAGCCGUCGUCAAGAAGGAUACAGAUAUUCAACACAUCUUUCCCAAAUCAGUGCUAACGGUGGUCAAAAAAAAAUGUAUAGUUGAUUUUAGAAAGGGUUGCUAUGUUGGACAGGAAUUAACUAUUCGUACAUAUCAUACGGGUGUUGUACGUAAACGUCUUGUACCUGUACAAAUCUACCACAAGGAUGAUCCUGUACCUACCGUACAAAGUGUGAACCGUAACCAAACAUUGCCUUCUGUACUCCUUCCUCAGACCGAUAUCAAGUUGGUUCAAGGUGUGAGUAAACGAGGCGUAGGUAAGAUGGCUUCCGGUGUACAUAACAUUGGUUUAGCGUUAAUGCGAUUAGAACAUGUACAAAAUUCGCUUGUGGAUAACGACGUAGCUUUUACCGUACCUGAGGACGACUCUCUUCGUAUUAAACCUUUCUUACCCGAAUGGUGGGCACAAGAGCGU
This is a messenger RNA of Mucor mucedo, 1213 nucleotides long. RefSeq lists its product as uncharacterized. The record is from RefSeq and is a predicted model, not a curated record. Gene Ontology annotation, cellular component: mitochondrial matrix. The transcript is spliced from 4 exons. The annotation marks the transcript as partial. NCBI's taxonomy places the organism in Eukaryota, Fungi, Mucoromycota, Mucoromycetes, Mucorales, Mucoraceae. Gene Ontology annotation, molecular function: protein binding.